Messenger RNA from Pseudoliparis swirei, 1327 nucleotides. It is a transcript of the gene fgf5, whose product is annotated as fibroblast growth factor 5. Gene Ontology annotation, cellular component: cytoplasm. The record is from RefSeq and is a predicted model, not a curated record. NCBI's taxonomy places the organism in Eukaryota, Metazoa, Chordata, Actinopteri, Perciformes, Liparidae. The coding region runs from base 509 to 1327 and encodes 272 amino acids. The transcript is spliced from 3 exons. Gene Ontology annotation, biological process: positive regulation of cell population proliferation; positive regulation of gene expression; positive regulation of protein phosphorylation. Gene Ontology annotation, molecular function: growth factor activity; fibroblast growth factor receptor binding.
UAUUUCUUCCAACGAGCCACAGCUCUGCUCCAAAUACUCAAAGCAUGCACACACAGCAGCACGCGCACGUAUCCGGUGCUGAGGUGGACUGAAGCCUAUAGAUACUGCUGCCGGGAGUCCACCUGGUGGUAUACGCGGUCCGAACCCUACUGAUGCGUCAUGAACCGUCGAUGUCUCCCCGCGCGUAAAAUGCCGCGCUCCGCGCGCAAUGGCGCUGUCGGCUCCUGGGAACAUGCGCGGCGUCCGGCGCGUUUCCUCCUGCUCCGCGCGCUGCCGCGGCUGUGGCGGCGGGAGCGGCAGCGUGGCGACGGCAUCCGGAGGAAAGAGAGGACCUUCAGAGCUCAGGCACGCGCCAGGGAGUGAGAUCAUUGGCGAUAUAAAUAUCCGGCUGUAAUGCCCAGGAGGAGCGCUGCGCGCGCGUGAGAGAGUAUCCGGGGCCUCAAGAGCGACACCCCCCAAAAAACAUGCUAGAAGUGUCCUAGCAGCGCGUCCUUCUCUCUGUUGGACCAUGCACGUUCUUCUUUACCUUCUGACCGUCGCGCACUUGGUCUGCGCCGCCGCAGCGCCUCGCGUCUCUCUGGAGCGCCAAGUCCUCCUGGAGGACCGGGACCGGGUCCGGUCGGGCCGCAGGACCUGCCGGCUCUACUGCCGGGUCGGGAUCGGCUUCCACCUCCAGAUCCAUCCGGACGGCCGCGUCAACGGCAGCCACGAGCCGGACCAGCUGAGUGUCCUGGAGCUUUUCGCCGUCUCUCAGGGGGUCAUUGGCAUCAAGGGGGUCCACGGGAACCGAUUCCUGGCCAUGAAUAGGAGAGGCCGGCUCUACGCCACCGAUCGGUUCUCCGACGACUGCCGGUUCCGGGAACGCUUCCAGGAGAACAGCUACAAUACGUACGCCUCGGUGGUCCACCGGAACCACCGGACCGGCCGCGACUGGUUUGUGGCCCUCAACAAGCGUGGCAAAGCCAAAAUGGGCUCCAGCCCGCGGGUCAAACCGCAGCAUGUGGCCACGCACUUCCUGCCGAGGCUCAUUCUUCAGGAUGACGGCGAGCGAGGCUUCACCAUCACGGGCCGCAGCAAAGAGAGGUGGAAGACCCCGAACCCCAAACCUCUGGUGGUCAAACUUCCGGCGCCCAAACCUCCGGUGGUCAAACCUCCGGUGGCCAAACCUCAGAUGGUCAAACCUCAGGUACCCAAACAUCCGGUACCUCCAGUGGCCAAGCCUCCGGUGGUCAAACCUCCGGUACCUCUGGUUGUCAAGGCCGUCUGUGCGGGAACGGGGCCGAGACGUACGCCUGUCAAAUACUGGCCUAAAUACCGGUUUGGAUAG